AGCGCGAGUCACAAUCUGCCCAAGGCGAGGGAGGGCAAGAGAGACGCACGAGAGGAAACCGACUAUACAGACAGGGGGACACGAGCGCUCCGGUCUCAGCGAGCACAAUUAGACAAGUGUUGUUGAACGUGGGCUAUGCGCGCAACAAGGGGGGAGCGCAGUGUACAGAGGAGGUGAACGCAUGUAGAGGCUCAGCUUCAGAUUCACAGCCUCCUUCUUCAAGAGUCACUGCACUGACAGAGGAAAGGAGAGGAGAGGAGGGAAGGACAGAGCAACUCCUAGAAAACAGCAACUCUUGGACAGAAGUACGUGAGUACAGCCUACAGUCUUCAAAACAUAGGAUAGGGUCAGAAGCGGAAGAGUAGACUUUUCCUGGUCAGAAUCUGCUCUGGAAGAGAAAAUGAAUGUCAGCGAAGAGAACCUGCUCAAGUCCAUCAGCAACGACGCGCUCCUCGACCUGACGCAGCGCUACGGCCAGUCCGCGUUCGGCUUUGGCGCUGGCCAUGGUGCUGGAAGUCCGGGUCGGUUCCCGCUCACCCCGGCCACCGACUUCCUCUCCGGACAGACCGCCAAGUCCAACGAGAGCGGCGGGGAGCACACGAGCGACGACGAGGACGGCUUCGACUCGCUGGAGUCCCGGAAGAGGGGCCCGUCAUUUGGGGACGACAAGCCCGGGGGGCCCCUGGCCAAGAAGUCCAAGGAGCAGCGGUCCCUGCGGCUCAGCAUCAACGCCCGGGAGAGGAGGAGGAUGCACGACCUGAACGACGCACUGGACGGCCUGCGCGCAGUUAUCCCCUACGCCCACAGCCCCUCGGUGAGAAAACUCUCCAAAAUAGCCACUCUCCUCCUGGCUAAGAACUAUAUCCUCAUGCAGGCUCAGGCUCUGGAGGAAAUGAGGCGGCUGGUGGCUUAUCUUAACCAGGGACAGACCAUAACUUCACCAAUUCCCACCGCCCUGGCGCCGUUUGGACAGGCUGCCGUCUACCCCUUCUCGGGUUCUGCACUCGCAACCUGCGCCGAAAAGUGCACUACUUAUUCCGGGACACCAUCGAGUCUGUUCAAACACUGUAAUGACAAGCCUUGAUUUGGUUUAUUUUCCUGAACUUUUACUUACACUGCACCCAUGUCGGUCUCUAUCCCACUCUAGUUAUUUUAAAUCAUUCUGUGAAAAAUAACAAUUUUAGUCUAAUGCAUAGCCUACUGUUUAAGAAAUGGUCGAUGUUUUCUCCAGAUUUAACAAACGCUAAGAAAAGAAACUGUUUGGGCCUUGAUGAAAUCAAACACCCUGUCACUUUCUUGCUCGUGCUUUCAAGAGAAUGCAGGCCAUGUCUAAAUUAGUUUGUCAUUUGGGCGAAUUUGACCAGGUUUUUGUUUUCAGCUUUUGUUUGUGAUCUAUGCAACAUUAAUCUUCUCCAACAACACGAUAAAUGGAAAUGUCCACAAAUGCGACCUAAUCUCGACUUCAAAAAUAAAUACAGUAAUUCUGACAGGACUUCCCUCGACUAUAGUGCUGCCAUGCGGGGGAAAAAAAUCAAAUAUGAUGUACGUUCUGAAAUGAUGUACUGAAAAUUUGGGUUUUUUAGUUAGGCUAUUAUUGCACAUCUCACAUGAUUGUAUUGUACAACUGUGAAAAAUCACUUGCUCUAAGCCCGGCUAUAUAACUGGUUAUAUAACUACAGCCUAUACACUGAAGAAGCGUUUUGGUUGUGUUGCAACAUGGAUUUCAUAUAUUGUUUAUAUGUCUUUAUAAUUAAAACACAUAUCUAUGCUUGGA
This is a messenger RNA of Sphaeramia orbicularis (orbiculate cardinalfish), 1774 nucleotides long. RefSeq names its product basic helix-loop-helix family, member e23 (gene bhlhe23). Gene Ontology annotation, cellular component: nucleus. Gene Ontology annotation, biological process: axon development; sensory organ development; positive regulation of transcription by RNA polymerase II. The record is from RefSeq and is a predicted model, not a curated record. NCBI's taxonomy places the organism in Eukaryota, Metazoa, Chordata, Actinopteri, Kurtiformes, Apogonidae. The transcript has a single exon. The coding region runs from base 401 to 1084 and encodes 227 amino acids. Gene Ontology annotation, molecular function: DNA-binding transcription factor activity, RNA polymerase II-specific; protein dimerization activity; E-box binding.